Merops nubicus (carmine bee-eater) is the source of this 646-nucleotide messenger RNA. It is a transcript of the gene DERA, whose product is annotated as deoxyribose-phosphate aldolase (putative). The transcript is spliced from 5 exons. The record is from RefSeq and is a predicted model, not a curated record. Gene Ontology annotation, biological process: carbohydrate catabolic process; deoxyribonucleotide catabolic process. Gene Ontology annotation, cellular component: cytoplasm. The annotation marks the transcript as partial. Gene Ontology annotation, molecular function: deoxyribose-phosphate aldolase activity. NCBI's taxonomy places the organism in Eukaryota, Metazoa, Chordata, Aves, Coraciiformes, Meropidae.
GAAAUUGAUGAGAUUUUUUUUUUUUCUUUUCCCACCCCAGAGCUUGGCUGGAUCUCAAAAGUACAUGUGAAUCGACCUGCAGUUGUGAGGCAUGCAGAACAAAUUAAAAAAUGGAAAACUGUGAAAGGUAAUUGGCAAGCUGCUUGGCUGCUGAAAGCUGUCACCUGCAUAGACCUUACCACUCUUUCAGGUGAUGAUACUCCUUCAAAUGUUCACAGACUCUGUUUUAAAGCAAAACAUCCCAUCAGAGAAGAUCUGCUGAAAGCCUUGGAUAUGCAUGAUAAAGGUAUUACUGUCGGAGCAGUUUGUGUAUAUCCUGCAAGAGUCACUGAUGCUGUUAAUGCUCUAAAGGCUGCUGGUUGUAACAUACCAGUAGCUUCAGUGGCUGCUGGGUUUCCAUCUGGGCAAACUCCUCUACAAACCAAACUGGCUGAAAUAAAGCUAGCUGUGGAAUAUGGUGCCAGAGAGAUUGACAUUGUCAUUAGCAGGAGUCUGGUGCUGACUGGCCAGUGGGAAGGUCUCUACGAGGAGAUCCGUCAGUGCCGUGAGGCCUGUGGAGAAGCUCAUAUGAAAACAAUCUUGGCAACAGGUGAACUGGGGUCCCUUGCUAAUGUCUACAAAGCCAGUAUGAUAGCUAUGAUGGCAG